UUGACCUGAUUAUUAUUCAGUGGCUGUUUAUUAGUAAUCCAAGUAUUGGCUUGUUAUCCACAAAACACAACAAUGUUUUUAAGACUGAUUAUGCGCAGAUCAAACUCAGUCUACGUUCUGCAUCAUUCUUCCCCUCCACAACGAUUUGCCAGCAAUUAUCGUCGACCUGGUACUCCCCUGGAUAAUGAGCCACCAUGGAAAAGAAUCAAUUUUAACUUUGAGAAGGGCAUUCGUGGUGUGAAGAAACACUUUGGUUUACUAAAGAAGGAGGUUGUGGAGCAUUUGACUGGACCUGGUGGGAAAUCUUUGAGACAGGACAUGUUAGAACAAACAAGUCUGGUAUGGGAGUUUAGAAGCUCCCAGGACUUAGAAAAAUGGACUGUGUCUUCGGACAUGGAGAUAGGUGGGAAGAGUAAGGCUUUUCUAAAGCUUGGAAAGAACAACCAGACAGCAUUAUUUUAUGGGACUCUUAAUACAGAAGUACCUCAUGAUGGAGAAACAAGAUACAGUGGAUAUUGUACUAUGAGGUCGAAACCUGUGUUGGGGUCAUUUAAUCGAAAGCUGCAUUAUGACUGGUCUAACUUCAACACUCUGCAUUUGCGAGUGCGUGGUGAUGGACGUCCAUGGAUGGUAAACAUCAUGACAGAAACCUACUUCACUAUGCAAAAAGAUGAUUUGUACAAUUAUUUUUUGUACACACGAGGAGGUCCAUAUUGGCAAGAUGUUAAGAUACAUUUUUCUAAGUUUUUCUUGUCAAGCCGGGGAAGAAUUCAGGAUAACCAGCAUCCAUUAUGGCCAGACAAGAUCACUGCUUUAGGAUUCACACUUGGCGACAAGGCAGAAGGGCCCUUUCAGCUAGAAAUUGAUUUCAUUGGAUUGUGUAAUGACCGUUCACAUACUGAGGAGUUUGCCUAUGAGAAAUACAAGCGCAAUCAGUGAUAAAUUGUUUUGAUAAAUUAUAUUAUUUGUAAGAUUUUGUGCAAUUGUGAGAAUACAUUAAAUAUGGUGAAAAUUA
Spea bombifrons (plains spadefoot toad) is the source of this 1015-nucleotide messenger RNA. RefSeq names its product NADH:ubiquinone oxidoreductase complex assembly factor 1 (gene NDUFAF1). Gene Ontology annotation, biological process: mitochondrial respiratory chain complex I assembly; mitochondrial electron transport, NADH to ubiquinone. The coding region runs from base 73 to 939 and encodes 288 amino acids. Lineage: Eukaryota; Metazoa; Chordata; Amphibia; Anura; Pelobatidae. The transcript has 4 exons. Gene Ontology annotation, cellular component: mitochondrion. The record is from RefSeq and is a predicted model, not a curated record.